CUAUUGCCGGCUUCAUCCCACCAGCUGCCUUCGCUAACAUAUAUUACUCAGUUGUGACGUGAUGACGAAUUUUGUCAAUUAAUUCAAGAUACUUAGGUAUGCAUACAAUUAGACCCAUUACUAUAUAUAGUAAUGGACAGCGGCGUAGCAGAUAUGUUAAAUUAGUUGUUAUGGGUCUAAUUGAACCCCUUGUUCGUUCUAUGGGCCCUCGCGUCGCUGUACCUAUUAUGGUUGUUUUCCGUUGAAGUGAUAAUAUGAUGUCGAGAGACUACACAAGUAAAAGCUAGGUAAUUGAAGAAAUGCGCGAAGCUACUUACUCGAUAUAACACACAUCAAAAUCCCCUCUAUAUUGCAUCCAUUCAAGCCAACAUCUCGUAAAGCGCGCCAGACUCAAUAGACGUAGGACGUGGCAGUUCUACGUAACUCCAGACUUGACUUUGGCUUUCGUCGUGGCGUAGCGAAAGACUAUUCAAUGCGUAAGUUCGUACUAUUGUGCUUCUAUUAAGAUAUUGAAGGCUGGAAGGGACACGGACUAAAUCGAUGACAUAUUGUGUCUUUAAAAACACCCACUGGUACAUGUCUUCCUGCCCUUCUAUUCGCAUCCGGAUUAUCGUUGAAGUGACUCGCUUUAUUCCUGAUUACACGACGAUGGAUGCAUUGUACGAAGAUAUUUUUGGCUCGGAAGAGAUGGGCUCUGACUCAACUGUCUGCUCGGUUGGUACUGUUUCCUGCGAUCAAUGCGAAAAUUCAGACACCCCAUGCGAAAAAUGCGAGUCCAAAUGGCUAUUACACGCCAGCCAAUGCGAUAAAUGCAAACUUCUAAAGAAGCCGGCCCGCAAAUCACGUUUAGAACUAUUAUGUUCUAAUAAGUCGGCGGCGCGAACCCGAUCCAAGCCUCCAUCGCUUCGGGGUGUAGCCGAAGAACGAGCUCCGAAAGUUGGAACACAGGCGGACGGAAUACGUCAAACCAACGAAGUUUCGCAGGGUUGGCACAGAGAAUGGCAGGACUGGAAAAAUCGGGAGGAAGCAGAGCGAUGGAGACGAUUGGAACGAUUAGAACGGCGUGAGCGACGGCGGGAAGAAGAAGAGAUGGCCGCCAGACGUCGUCAAGAUCCCACAGAGAUAUUAGAACCCAGUAGGCCGGUUCUCACUGAUCUUCCUCCAAGAAAUUUCGUCCAUAUUGUCUUGAUGAGGAAACGCGACACGGGAAUGGCGCUACCAUAUCUUAAGCAUAACGGGAUCACAUGGAUAGUAUACACACUGUCUUAUUUAAGAGGCACUGCUCAUGCAGUUGGUGUUUGGGCGAAUUGCGAACCCCCUCCCCCUACACUCGAUGAAAUUAUGGAACUGGUGUUAUCGAUGGGGUCUGGUGGUUUUGAUUGGGCUCGUUGCUGGGUGCUGCUCUCAUAUCGUAGAGGAGGAAAGGAGCCGUGGGUAUCAACUAGAAGGACUUGGGUCGGAUCUUGAUGCUCGCUUGACUCUUCGCGUUAGGAGGGACGGUUCCCUGUAUGUGGAUGAUAUGCGUGCGUAUCACCAUAGGAAACAAGUCGGUCGUUAUAGUAGCUUGCCGCUUGAUUCGGCGUUCUCGCUGACCGAGGGAGAUCCAUGAAAAGCACCGACAGCGGAAAUGAGUCUCGAAGCCAGGAAUUGAAGCACUUCCUCAACUAAAAUUUACAAGAUACUGUGU
Messenger RNA from Hypoxylon trugodes, 1687 nucleotides. RefSeq lists its product as uncharacterized. Bases 541 to 1467 code for a protein of 308 amino acids. Lineage: Eukaryota; Fungi; Ascomycota; Sordariomycetes; Xylariales; Hypoxylaceae. The record is from RefSeq and is a predicted model, not a curated record. The transcript is spliced from 2 exons.